CUUCCGACGAAGGAGCUAGAACAGUUUGUAUUUUGCUUGUCAAAGCGACCUUUGAGUUGCUGCGUCCGACUUUGCAUUGUUGACAGAGACUUUAUUAUAAUACUGGUUGGAAUAUGACUGAAGAAAAAGAAAAUCUUCCGGUCCUUUUCCCACAUGAGAGGGACAAUACGAAAGAGAGCCAGAUACUCCUGUGGAUAUGGAAUUGUCUUGGAGAAAACAGUUGCUUCGAUUUUGACCAAUAUGUGAGAGAUGGAGUUCUUUUCUGCAGACUGAUGAAUUAUAUCAAACCGAAUUCUAUUCCGGGGGAAAUCAAGAACGGAAAUCUGAAGCAGAAGCGAGAAAACAUUGUCAAGUUCUUAAAAGCGAUGGAGAACUACGGAGUGCCUAAAGAAUAUCUUUUCCAUCCAGAUGAUCUCCUGCUCUUAAGAAACAUACCUAAUGUCACCAGGUGCCUUUUUAAGCUGGGAAAACUGGCGGAAAAAGACAGUUCUUUCAGUGGACCUUAUUUGGGAGACGAGCCUUAUGAAGCAGCAAAUAAGUCUGGAAGACGACGUGGCGGUCUACCAGUUGGAGAUGAUAUCUAUAUCGCUCAUGUGAAACUCGAAAACGUGAUUAAACAGUUGCACACGCCGCCGAAGAAGAUCGUCGAUUUCUACAGACCUCUUAUCUUCUAGAGGACAUUUAUAAAAUGACAACAUUUAUUGGACAAAAAAAUUACAUGUAUGAAUGAUUCAAAAUGAUUAUAUAUGAAAGAAGAAAUGUUUAUGAAAAAGAAAAGAUGAUGUGCAAAAACCCUUAAACAUUCUUUCUAAAUUGCCUACUUAUCUAAUCAAACAUAAUAAAUGGUUUGAAUCUAAUGCGAUAUUUGGUCACGCAAGCAUAAGAACAUAUAGCAAAAUUUUUUAAAUAAGAAUUUGAAAUUCUUUUUAAUUAUUUUCACAAAUGAAAGGAAAUAAAUAAUUCAGUCAUUAAUAAAUCAGUCAGAUCAGUAAUCAGAAGUAAGAUCCAGAAAAGCUCUGAUAUUCACUUUAGAUAAUUUUGAAAUUAAUCAUUCCACAAAAGACAUUCUUUGAAGUAGUAAAGAUGGUAAGAUGAAAUUUCAUGCUCCAAGAAAAUAAAAUAUUAAGGUUGUUCUUUUUGCAAUAAAUGUUCAAAGUAAACCUAUUUUUUUUUAAAAAAAUAUUAAGGCUG
Argiope bruennichi is the source of this 1191-nucleotide messenger RNA. Its product is annotated as muscle-specific protein 20-like. NCBI's taxonomy places the organism in Eukaryota, Metazoa, Arthropoda, Arachnida, Araneae, Araneidae. The transcript is spliced from 4 exons. Gene Ontology annotation, molecular function: protein binding. The coding region runs from base 114 to 674 and encodes 186 amino acids. The record is from RefSeq and is a predicted model, not a curated record.